This is a messenger RNA of Sclerotinia trifoliorum, 2711 nucleotides long. NCBI's taxonomy places the organism in Eukaryota, Fungi, Ascomycota, Leotiomycetes, Helotiales, Sclerotiniaceae. The record is from the annotation of a GenBank genome assembly.
UGGCCUUUGUUACACAAACAGAGCUUCAAAUUUAAAUCGUGAUGCAAAGAAGAAAAACAGUACUCCACAACUUAGAAGACCUUGUUGCGUGACCCUGUCUUGCGGUGCGGGAAUUACCUUUCCGCAGCCGAACUCCUGGGUAAAGAACAAAUUUGGCCUCGAAGCAGCAUGGUACGAUAAAGGAGAUCAGCUAGAUCCAUCUCUUCCAUGGAGGAAGAUAGCUUAACGUUCAUACCAUAAUGAGGUCGUGGUUCACCUAACUCGUCUCAUGGUUCAGACUUAGACGGACAACCAUAUCAAUCCAUUGUUCCCAAUUAGCUGCAUCGUUGGCUGUCAAAAUCCCUGAAAUUCAUGGCCUCGUUUCAAGUAUCCUCGCUCUCAAUCAACAUUUCAGCACUGAUAUUCUGACUCGGUUUAUUUUCGCAAGUUCAGACUUUUCAAUCCUUGUAGUGCCAUGUGCUAAUGGACCCUUUCUUGCUUUCAUCUGCCUCUGCUGAUUGUAUUUACCACAUAAAUGGUGUCUUCAUCGCUGGCGUGUGUGGUCCCAUAUUUGAUGUUCAUUCUUGUUUCUCUUCUCAUUCGUGUCAGUGAGGGUGGUCCGUCGUCUUCUCCAUCCACUAUCUUUACAUGAACCCCAGAGUAAAGUUUGUGGCUGGUUUAACGACUAAAUAUGGCUACGAGCGCUGUUGACAUCGCGGAUCUUCCCCACGAUAGCCGUCAGGCCCAGGCAUUCGCUAUAAUUUUCGUGUUUCCUUUUAUUGCUACGAUUGCGCUUGCUUUAAGGUUGUAUAGUAGAUCUCUGACUAGAUCAUUUGCUGCAGGUUAGUAAAGGCUACAGGACAUUCCCACUCAUGAAUGGAACACUGCUAAUAUUGUGCAGAUGAUUGGGUCAUUUGCUUUGCGAUGGUAAGUCUUACAGUUUCUAGCCAUGAAAGAGCACCCAACAAGGGAUUAUCUUGGACACCCAUCGAUACGCCGUCAGGGUUGUCAUUGGAUUUCGGCUUAGGGCAUGCUUUGAUCUCUUGGUCAUGGCUUCUAGCAAGAUCUUUCACUGAACUUUAUUCUAGAUUCUUUACUGGGCAGAGACAUAUACUUCAUACAAAGGUAAAGUCAAUCCUUCAUAGCCUUCCUAACCCACAACGAGGCUGUCUAACAAACAGUAGUGGUAAUAUAUAAUUGUAUCGGGAUUCACAUGUGGGACGUUCCGAAGGAUUGGAGCUCUGUACCUGGCGCAAAAUAUGGCUAUGCGGUUCGUCUCUGACACAAAUCCUUAACCAUUCCGUUGCUAAUAUUUCUAGACCGAACUUCUUUAUAAUCCUAUUUUGGCCCUCGUAAAGACCUCCAUCCUCCUCUUCCUCCUCCGCCUUACCGGGCAAAAAACCGAUGUCAGACUGUCGAUUAUUGGUCUUUUGAUAUUCAAUGGUAUCAUGAUGGUUGUGACAUUUCUGCUCACGACUUUUCAUUGUGUUCCCAUUGCAGCAAACUGGUAUCCUGAACUGUACCCUGAUGCUGUGUGCAUGAAUUUCGCGAACUUUGUUACCGGCACAGCCAGUGUUAGCGUUUUGACCGAUGUGUUGGCUUUGUGGAUGCCAACCUGGAUUGUCUACAAUUUGCAGAUUCCCCGGGGUCAAAAAAUAAUGCUUGUUGCUAUCUUAUCAUUUGGUCUCGUGUAAGUUUUGUUCAAAUCCUACCAUCACUUGAGCAAAUCCAGUUGUAUCUGACAUAAUACUUCAGGACUGUCAUAAUUGGCAUAAUCCGCAUAAUCCUUCUCGAUGCGUUCGAUCGACACCCACCUGCAGACCUCUCGUACUCCACUUUGUUCUGUGUUUCAACCAUCGAAGUCGGCUUAUCAUUCGUUUGCGCCUGUGCACCGGCACUUAAACCUAUCAUCAUGCGCAUCAUCCCUAAAAUAUUUGGAGAAAGUAGUCGUUCACGCAGUGCCAAAAGAUCUAAUGAAGGAAAUGGACAGGGACGGACAGGUCGGCGACCGGAAGGUUACGAAAUGAGCAGGAGGACGGCGCAUACAGAGAUUGGGGCCGGUGAUAUAGGGGGAGAUUAUGAUAAAAUGAGCGAUAUCACUGAUGAGGAGAGUGGUAAGGGAAAGGGAGACGGGCCACACAAAGGUCAGAUGGGUAUUGCAGUAAGGACAGAAACUGAAGUGAAGUGGCAUGAUAACAUAUCUGUAAGCAAUGGGAAGCCAGUUAGGAAAACCGGUAGUAGUACCGAAAGUCUCGUAUGAAUAAUUGAUGGAUCACGGCUAGAUUUAGACUCGUAAUAGGCAAUGUCUUUCAUUUUUACGGGGUUUCGGUCAUCAACUCUAAUUGCGUCUAUCCUCCACGAUCGAAAUCAUCUACCAAUACCAAGUGCUCUCUUGACCUCAGACGUGCACCAUAUACUAUGCUCUGCUUCUAAGAUGGGCCCACGCCUAUCUCCAGAGAGAAACCGAUCGCGAACGCCUGCGAAAUAAUUCAUCUUGGCCUGAGACCAAUCAUAGAUAAUUAAAGCAUGGCGACGUAUGGGUGAACAGUAGACAUCGAUUCCUUAUUCAAAGGAUGAAGAAAGCAUAUAUCUCGUCCCAAAAAUGAUUAUUAGUUUCAACCCCUCUGCGUGUAGCGGCAUUCGCUUGGAUAACGUAUUAAGGUUACCUUGCCACUAUCAAUUAGCAACAAUGCACUAGUAUAUUUCACAAGCGCGAUGUACGUAUGAUACUA